Molecule: messenger RNA, 1205 nt
Organism: Cydia amplana
Lineage: Eukaryota; Metazoa; Arthropoda; Insecta; Lepidoptera; Tortricidae
Product: replication factor C subunit 4
Exons: 6
Coding region: 96-1148 (350 amino acids)
Biological process (GO): DNA-templated DNA replication; DNA repair
Cellular component (GO): DNA replication factor C complex; nucleus
Molecular function (GO): ATP binding; ATP hydrolysis activity; DNA binding
Source: RefSeq, a predicted model, not a curated record
AUCCCGGUAAAGUGAAGCAAAGUGCCGCGUUUUCUUGAUUGUGUUGUUUUGCUAUAGUAUCUUAAUAUAAUUUGCUAAAACAAUCUGACAGAAAAAUGCAGGCCUUUCUCAAAACUGGGAAAAUAUCAGCAUCAGCUAAGCCGACGCCGUCGGGCACCAAACCAACAAAGAAGAAACCGCCGGCACCAUGGGUCGAGAAAUACCGUCCAAAAACUAUUGAGGACAUCGUAGAUCAGGGCGAGGUAGUUCAAGUGUUGAGAGAAUGCUUGUCGGGCGGUGAUCUGCCGCACCUGCUCUUCUACGGGCCGCCGGGCACGGGCAAGACGAGCGCCAUCCUGGCGGCGGCGCGGCAGCUGUUCGGCGACAUCUCGCGCGACCGCGUCCUGGAGCUGAACGCGUCCGACGAGCGCGGCAUACAGGUCAUCCGGGACAAGGUCAAGUCAUUUGCACAACUCACAGUCAGCGGCACCCGGCCAGAUGGAAGGCCGUGCCCUCCAUACAAGCUGGUGAUACUGGACGAGGCGGACUCCAUGACCACGGCGGCGCAGGCGGCGCUCCGCCGCACCAUGGAGCGCGAGACGCGCACUACUCGCUUCUGUCUAAUCUGCAACUACGUGUCACGUAUCAUCCCGCCGAUCACGAGUCGCUGCUCCAAGUUCCGAUUUAAGCCACUGGCGAGAGAAAAUGUUUUAAUGAGGCUGCGAGAGAUCUGCUCGUCGGAGGGCGUGGAGAUCGGGGACGGGUCGGUGCUGGAGCAGGCGGUGGGCACGUGCGAGGGCGACCUGCGCCGCGCGCUCACCGCGCUGCAGUGCUGCCAGCGCCUGCUCGGGGAGGUCACUGCCGAGGGGCUCGUCGAGGUGACUGGUUUGGUACCGGAGAAACUAGUCAACGAGUACCUGGCUAUCAAGAACUACGGGGAACUGGAACAGUUUGUUGACAAUUUCCUAAUGGAAGCGUAUUCGGCGUCGCAGCUGCUCGAGCAGGCGUCGGCGGCGGUGGUGUGCGCCGGGCACCUGACCAACCGGCAGAAGGUGCGCAUCAGCGAGAAGCUGGCGGGGUGCGCGCACCGCCUGCAGGACGGCGGCGCCGAGGCCAUGCAGCUCACCGACCUGGGCUGCGCCAUCAUCAUGGCCAACAACGACCCCUGAUGCGCAUGCGCCCGUCGUGCGCUCCACUCAUUCAUACUCUGUAACCGUCUCGACUAU